AUGACACGAAAAGAUGUUGUCUGGCUUGGAACACCAGUGACAUCUGCCGGCAAAGACCUUUGUUCUGUUUAUACAUCGAGAAUAGGUGGGACAGCCACCUUGUUUCGUGAGGCAACCGAUAACACGGUGUUUCGUUGCCCCAAGUGUUGUGGCAUGCAUGCGGUCUCGUUGCUGGCCCAGGUUUACGCUCCCUUGGAGGUAUACGAUCGAGUUUUGUACGUCCUCACCUGCUCUUCGUGUAGCACUGCGCAGAACAGCUUUUGCUUUGUUCUUCGAUCACAGAACUUUAACCCUGCUUACGCAAAUGCGUUAAAGCCGCCGGAACAGCAGGGAUGCAAGGAAGACGGGGCUCUCUUUGAAGUAAACGCGGACUGGGGAGAUGGGGUGGAUGAGGGAUGGGGAACGGAGGAUGAGGCGGAUGCGGGUGCAGGGUCGAGCACAAGCAAAAACCAAAAUAGCACCGCAGGCAUGGCAGCCGAGGCGAUUACUGAGGACACGCACAGCACUGAGGAGCCUGCUGCUCUCGCCCCUCCUGGGUCAAGGCCUUCAAUCAAAGGUGUGGGUUUCCCAUGCUUCGUGCUUGACGUGUUUGAGGAGCCGCCCAAGUUGGCGGCAAAGUCCUCCACUUUCAAGAAUGAGUUACAGGAGACACAAAAAAAAUACGGCGACAAUGUCGUUGAGAUGACAAUUAUCGAGGAUGAUGAUGAGCCACUGCCGGAAAAAUGUCUACGCAAGUAUGUGGAGCGAAUCGGCCGAGCCCCUUCGCAGUGUGUGCGCUGGGCUCCUGGCCAGGAGCCAUUGCGCUCCUCCGUCGUGACGGUGGCCGCGCCACGAUGCCCGUACUGCAAUAAGGAGCGCCGGUACGAGCUUCAGCUGACGUCGCCCAUCAUUUAUUUCUUGACAAACACGAAAGGGCCGAGGAGGCAUUCUCUACAUUUUGGGAAUGUUCUUGUAUUUACCUGCAGUGGAAACUGCAACACAGAGGCGUAUGCGUCAGAGUACUGCGUUGUGGAGGACGAAAUUUAA
Trypanosoma rangeli is the source of this 1026-nucleotide messenger RNA. Its product is annotated as pre-rRNA-processing protein TSR4. The record is from RefSeq and is a predicted model, not a curated record. The transcript has a single exon. Gene Ontology annotation, cellular component: cytoplasm. NCBI's taxonomy places the organism in Eukaryota, Euglenozoa, Kinetoplastea, Trypanosomatida, Trypanosomatidae. The coding region runs from base 1 to 1026 and encodes 341 amino acids.